Lates calcarifer (barramundi perch) is the source of this 1405-nucleotide messenger RNA. RefSeq lists its product as uncharacterized. The record is from RefSeq and is a predicted model, not a curated record. Gene Ontology annotation, cellular component: external side of plasma membrane. The transcript has 4 exons. Bases 139 to 915 code for a protein of 258 amino acids. Gene Ontology annotation, biological process: negative regulation of T cell proliferation; immune response; cell surface receptor signaling pathway. Lineage: Eukaryota; Metazoa; Chordata; Actinopteri; Centropomidae.
CUCGCUGAAUGUUCCCCUAUUCAUUACAUCCUCUCAAACUCCAGCACAUUAAACGAAGUGGAACUGCACUUCAGCACCACAGAAAUCACUUCACUGGAUGAAAUACAUUUAUUAGCUGUGUGUGUUCAGGAGAAUAACAUGGUCAAAGCGAAGCGUUACUCCUCUGGUGUGAGGACACAGCCUGUUUUUGACUGGGUUUCCCUCAUCUGGUUCACUUCAGUAGUCAGUGUUGCAGGCAGUCAAGAUGUGGAGCUACAGGUCAUACCCCAAGUGGCAACAGAGUGCGGAAAAAAUCUGACACUUACAUGUGAAGCCAGCUCCUCACGUGAGAUGGAUAUUAAAUUAUUCUCCUGGCUGGGUAGAAAUAAAACUAUGUGUCAGAUUGGAGAUGGCCAAGCUGACCCUGAGGUUCUAUGUGAAAACAAAGCUGUGGCCUCCAACCACACACUCACUCUGACUCUGAUCAACGUGAUGCCGGUCGACAGUGGAAAAUACCUCUGUAAACUACAUUCCAAACUGGGACCAGUUCAAAAAUCAACUGUUGUUACAGUACAAGAUUGCCUUGAAAAAUCUGUUUUUUCCACUAAUGAGACUCAUGCUGAGUGCUGGUUCACUGGAGUUUAUCCCAGAGGUACCGUUCAUUGGUUCCAGGGAGAUGUUAACUUAACGGACUCUGCCAGCACACAGGGAGAGGAGGACCAACAUGGCCGGUUCAAUGUCUUGAGUCAAAUGAAUGUGGAGACAGGAAACCUGAACCUGCCUUACAACUGUUCAUUGUGGAUACCGUCUGAUGGGAAGUACCUCUCCAGUCAACAGCCAACUAUUGUCAGGAGGACAACAUCAUCAGGAAGCACGGUCAAACUGCAGUGGAUCUGUAUGCUGGUGGAAAUCAUCAUGGCAAAAUUCAUGACAUAAAGGAAAAAAAAACGUGAAGUAGUCAGGUUUUAACAGUUUGUUUGCUAGAUGGCAUUUGGAAAAGUUGAAAUAUGAAAAAGCAAAAACUGAAAUGAAAAUGAGGUGAUGAAUAUUGCAUAAAGUUAUACACGCUUAGGUACACAAGAUGUAUUUGUUUAUCCAUUGUCAUGUGGGCAACUGUCUUCUCUGUCAAGAUAAGGGUUUGCAGGCUUUCAUGCUCCACAAAGUCUAAAUAGCUCCCUGAUACCAACUAUCUAACUGCAGAGGAGGAAGCCAGUGGAUUUAUUGCUUGGUUUGAAUCACAUCUGUGCUCUUAACCGUGAAGCUUGUUUUAACAUGCACAGACCUUUAAAACAAACUUGUCCACUUGAUGGCAGUACAGCAUUUACUGUAUCACGGAAAUGUGCUGUCUAAGAGGGUGUAUGUUUGAAUAAGGAGAGCAUGUUUUUCCACAGAGGCAUUUAUAUAUAUAUAUAUAUAUAUAUAUAUA